Menidia menidia (Atlantic silverside) is the source of this 5420-nucleotide messenger RNA. Lineage: Eukaryota; Metazoa; Chordata; Actinopteri; Atheriniformes; Atherinopsidae. The record is from the annotation of a GenBank genome assembly.
UCAUUUUGAUUUUUUCUCUCUCUCUCUGUGUCUCUAUCUUUUUCUUUCUCCUCUGUUUGUUCUCCCCCUGCACUCUGACCAGCACGUUCACGGCAGAGUUCAGAAUUGCACUACCAUGUCUGCGGUGGCUUCUCUGCAGUAAGCACAAAAAGGUUAUGCUGCCCAAAAGCUGUCUGAGUCCCAGUGAGAAAGAGAAGGGCUAAAGCCACUGCAGCACAACAGCUUCUACGCGUCUCCUCAGCAGAGCCAUGAGCAACCCCAGCCCCCCCAGCCCCCCCCGCCCCCCCCGCCAGGUCACCAGCGCUGUGGCAUCGGCCGUUCACGGCCCCGAGGCUCCUGCCGCCUCCUCCCGACACGGCGUUCCGCGCCCAGAAGAGGAGGACGACGGGGAUCUGAAUAAAGCUUUGGGAGUCCAGCGCUUCCAGCAGAUCCUCCGCCCCGCUGCUUCUGUGCCUGACGAGCAGCACCACACCUGCCAUGAAGAGGACAUUGAAUACCACCGUCACUCUUCCCAUCACAUCCACCGGCCUCUGUCCAAGCUGCCCUCUGAGGGGCGGAGGAAGAAGAGCGGCAAGAAAAGGAGAAAGGACAAAGAUCACAAAGCCAGCAGUGUUCCUAGCAGUGGCCCCAUAGAAGAGGGAGAAGAUGAAGAGGAAGAGGAAGACGAGGGGACAGAGUCGACCUCUGGACCAUCUGAAUCAGAGCGACCCAGAGAUGUGGAGUUCUUCCUGUCGGAUGAAGACCAGUUGGCCAAAAGUGGCAGAGAGAGCCCACACUCGCCCAGAGAGCUGAACAUUGUACCACAGGCUGCUGUGGAAGCAGAAUCUGAGGCCUCCUCCACUGACAAACCAGCUCCGGUGGAGGCUCCCAGCCCGGCUCCCCAGUCCCCCGGACACCCGCCGCUGGCCCGGGUCUCCUCCGCCGGCCGCAGCUACGACCUGCAGGAGCGCCGCCGCACCGGAAACAUGACGGGCGCCGAGCAGGCCAAGUACCAGCGCAUCCCCACAGACGAGAGCGAGGCCCAGACGCUGGCCUCCGCCGACCUGGACGGCAUCAAGAGUCAUCGUUUCGAGGAUGUUCCGGGUGUGCGCAGGCAUCUCGUCAGAAAGAGCACCAAAGGACAAGUGGUGCACACAGGCAAGGACCACAAAGAGCCCACGACUCGCAGCCGAAAGCAGGACCGCACUCCUCAUGAGGUGUUUGUGGAGUUGAACGAGCUGAUCAUGGACAAGAACCAGGAGAUGCAGUGGAAGGAAACGGCCCGUUGGAUCAAGUUUGAGGAAGACGUAGAGGAGGAGACGGACCGCUGGGGGAAACCUCACGUUGCUUCGCUGUCUUUCCGCAGUUUGCUUGAGCUCAGAAAGACAAUCUCCCAUGGUGCGGUGCUGCUGGACCUGGACCAGAAAACCCUGCCUGGCAUCGCUCACCAGGUGGUGGAGAAGAUGAUAAUUUCUGACCAGAUCAAAGCUGAGGAUCGAGCUAAUGUCCUGAGGGCUCUGCUGCUUAAACACAGUCACCCGAGCGAUGAGAAGGAGCACACUAGCCAUUUCCCCAGAAACAUCUCAGCAGCCAGCCUGGGCAGCCUGAUAGCGCACCACCACACGGCCAACCACAGCCACCCGCAGGAGCCCUCGGUCACCGACCCCCUCAUGGGGACCGCCAACUCCACAGAAGACACGGAAACGCGCAUCGACAUGGACAAGAACGAGCUCCAGAAGGAGCCGACUCUGACGCCCGGCAUGCAUCGAUCAAAGUCCAAACAUGAGCUCAAGCUGCUGGAGAAGAUUCCUGAGAAUGCCGAGGCCACAGUGGUCCUUGUGGGCUGCGUGGACUUCCUGGAGCAGCCCACCAUGGCGUUUGUGAGGCUGCAAGAGGCGGUGGAGCUGGAGUCCGUCCUGGAGGUGCCGGUGCCGGUCCGGUUCCUCUUUGUUCUGCUGGGACCGCCGACCACCAGCAUGGACUACCACCAGAUAGGACGCUCCAUCUCCACCCUCAUGUCUGACAAGCGAUUUCAUGAGGCAGCUUAUCUGGCAGAUGACAGGCAGGACCUGCUGAACGCCAUCAACAGCUUCUUAGACUGCAGCAUCGUGCUCCCGCCUUCGGAGAUGGGAGAUGAUGAGCUGCUGCGCUCCGUCGCCCGUUUCCAGAGGGAGAUGCUGCGCAAGAGGGAGGAAUUGGAGGUCAAACUGUUGGCCAAAGAGGCCAAAAGCCUUGAGGAAAAAGAAGCUCUGCUCACGCCUCUGAAGAAGUCGGACGACCCUUUGCAGCGCACGGGCCGCCCCUUCGCCGGCCUGAUACGAGACGUGCAGCGCCGCUACCCAAAAUACGUCAGCGACUUCAAGGACGCCCUGAACAGCCAGUGCAUGGCCGCCGUCAUCUUCAUCUACUUCGCUGCCCUCUCUCCCGCCAUUACAUUCGGAGGCCUGUUGGACGAGAAGACGGAAGGCUUGAUUGGCGUCUCGGAGCUGAUCGUGUCCACGGCCGUGCAGGGCGUCCUCUUCUGUCUGCUCGGAGCUCAGCCGCUGCUGAUUGUUGGCUUCUCUGGUCCCCUGCUGGUCUUUGAAGAAGCAUUUUACAGUUUCUGCAAAGCCAAUGCCAUAGAGUACCUGACGGGCCGCGUGUGGAUCGGCUUCUGGCUCAUCAUCAUCGUGGUGGUCACCGUGGCCUUCGAGGGCAGCUUCCUGGUGCGCUUCGUCUCCCGCUUCACCCAAGAAAUCUUCUCCUUCCUCAUCUCCCUCAUCUUCAUCUGCGAGACCUUCAUCAAGCUUGGCAGGAUUUUCAAGGAGCACCCCCUGACGCGCUGCCCGCUGGUGAACGCCUCUGAGGGCGCGCUCUCCAUGGAGCCGAGCAACAGCAGCCUACCCGGGACGGUGACGGGGGAGCCCAACACGGCGCUGCUGUCGCUGGUCCUCAUGGCGGGAACCUUUUUCAUCGCCUUUUACCUGCGCAAGUUCAAGAACAGCGCCUUCUUCCCUGGAAGGCUCCGCAGGAUCAUUGGAGACUUUGGUGUACCAAUUGCAAUCCUCAUCAUGGUUUUGGUAGAUUACAGCAUCCAAGACACCUACACACAGAAACUGAGCGUUCCCAGAGGAUUCUCUGUGACCAGCCCCGAAAAACGAGGCUGGGUCAUCAGUCCUUUGGGCUCAGACGGUGAGUUCCCCAUCUGGAUGAUGUUCGCCUGCUGUUUGCCCGCCCUGCUGGUUUUCAUCCUCAUCUUCAUGGAGACUCAGAUCACCACCCUCAUCGUCAGUAAGAAGGAGCGGAUGCUGGUGAAGGGCUCCGGGUUCCACCUGGACCUGCUGCUCAUCGUGGUUCUGGGCGGCAGCUCGGCGCUGUUCGGCCUGCCGUGGAUGGCGGGGGCCACCGUGCGCUCGGUGACGCACGUCAACGCGCUCACAGUCAUGAGCAAGGCCGUCGCCCCGGGAGACAAGCCGCGCAUCCAGGAGGUGAAGGAGCAGAGGGUCACCGGGCUUCUGGUGGCCGUCAUGGUCGGGAUGUCCAUCGUGAUCGGCGACCUGCUGCGUCAGAUCCCGCUGGCCGUGCUGUUCGGCAUCUUCCUCUACAUGGGCGUGAUGUCGCUCAACGGCAUCCAGCUGACGGAGCGCAUGAUGCUGCUGCUCAUGCCGCCCAAAUACCACCCCGACCACACCUACGUCCGCAAGGUCCGCACGCUGCGCAUGCACCUGUUCACCUGCAUCCAGGUGGUGUGUCUGGCCGCCCUGUGGGCCGUCAUGUCCACCCAGGCGUCCCUGGCCUUCCCCUUCGUCCUCAUCCUCACCGUCCCCGUCAAGAUGUUCCUGCUGCGCCGCAUCUUCACCGUCAGAGAGAUGGCCUGCCUGGAUGCAGACGACGCAGAGCCAAAGUUUGACGAGCGCGACGGACACGAUGAGUACUCGGAGAUGCACAUGCCGGUGUAGCCCCCAGCGGGCCCUCGCAGCCACUGACCCCCCCCCCCUCAUCCGGUACCCAGAUCUGGGAGUCUGUUCGGACGAGUUCAGGGAGGAGAUUCCGAAGGGCCUUGUUAGUCGUUUCAAUAUUUAUGAGGUCGAUCUGCUGGUUGUCAGCAGUUUGUUGCUCUGAUGAACAAAGUAAGAUGGGCGUUUGUUCAUUCAUGACAUGCUUUUUUAAUUUUUGUUUUCUUUAAUGUGUAUUUCAGGGGACAAGAGAUUUCAAAUCAAUUUAUUCAAAUCUCCAGCUCAAAUUUAUACAUGAAGGUAGUUAAAUUAGCAAAACUGAUUAAUUUUUAGCCCUGAAAAGUUGCUAUGAUUCACAUUGAAUAUGUGGAGGAUAUAUAGGAUACAUUCCUUUUAACAUUAACAUGCAAGUGGUAGUUUUUUAUUCUUUAUUUUACUCUCACAAAGCGCCUUAUGAAGGACACUGAACUGUUUUUUUUCCUCAUUCUGUCAUUGAGACAGCUGACAGCUGAUAAACAAGGCUGGUAAACACUUUUUUUUUAUUUUAGACUAAACAAAUCUGAACAAUGACUAACAAAAUAGUUUUUUAGCCUCAUGGUGUCCUUGUAAACCUCUUACUGACCUAAUUAUUUAGAUAUGCUUCUUAACUCAUUUUUACCCUGGCCUUCCUUAGUUAUGCAUUUCUUUGUAUUCCAAUCCAACAGUUUUAUUGAUUUUCAGCUUUAAAUGUCAGAUUCUGUACCUGCAGCACCAGCAGAGGGAGAUCUUGGACUGUUAUGUUGAAGAUGCACCAAAAAUCUGAACUUGAAAGGGCAACUUUGCCACUACACUAAUGCCACGACAUCCGUCUCUCCACAGACGUACUUUUCUUUUUAUUUUCUUUUUAAUUUUUUUGUGACACACUAUUGACGCAGUAGCCUAAUAAAUACACUCUAAAUGUCUCCAUGCACAUGUUUAGGGCACUAAAGCACUAAAAUGUUUCACGUGGUGUGGUUGCUGGUUGGUUUAAUGAAUUAGUUUCUGUCCGAGUGCCAAAUGUCCAGUGUACAUUUUUUUUUGUGGUCAACAUAAGCUGCAGUUCAGUCAUCUCUACUCUGUUUUUUCUGAUUUUGAAGAAGCCAAAAUCUUCGCGUUUUUGAUUCCAUGUUUCCAAAAUUCCAUGUUUCUCCAGUAGCAAUUGCAUGUUUUUAAACAUUUUACUUGCAAGCAUAUGAACCUGGUCAACCAAAUUACCGAACAGGCUGUGCAGACAAUCUCAAUAAGAGGGAAGGCUUUUAAGUGUGUGUGUGUGUAUAUUUACAUAUAUAUACAGCACAAUUUAUUUUUUCUCUUUUUAAAAAAAGUUUUGCAUCAUGCUGUAUCUGGGCAACGUGGAAUGGUUAAAACUUUGACUGUGUCAAAAUGAAAUCCCUGGUCUUCUGUUACGCUCCGGCUUUUCCCUCCAGCGUGUCUCCGCCUGACUGAAGGUGUGCUCUUGUGCCUGUGUGGUGUUAAAAUUGCACAACA